UCAUCAGCCACUUCCGCUGCUCCACAUGCCUCAAACUGUGUUCAGCAAGGAGGUUUAAACAGUUCACUCUAGCUGUGUACAAGAGAGUGACUUGUAUUGAGUUGUGUUGUUUUCCCAGUAGCUGUUAGCUACAUAUAUAUUCCCGGAUAACAUGCUUCUGUUUUGUCCAACCUGCGGGAAUGUUUUAAUUGUGGAGGAAGGACAGAAGUGCAUGAGGUUCGCCUGCAACACCUGUCCAUAUGUCCACAACAUCACCAGAAAGGUAAAUAAUCGGAAGUAUCCCAAGCUGAAGGAGGUUGAUGAUGUUCUUGGUGGAGCUGCAGCUUGGGAAAACGUGGACUCAACUCCUGAAACCUGUCCCAAGUGUGGCCAUCUUCGGGCGUAUUUCAUGCAGAUUCAGACCAGAUCAGCUGAUGAACCGAUGACGACUUUCUACAAAUGCUGCAGUGCCCCGUGUGGACACCGAUGGAGAGACUGAAAUCUUUGCACUUUGAGAAUUGUAAUGUACGUAAAUGGGACAUAUCCCAAAAAACUCACUUUUUCAGUGCUUGUGCUCAUACAUCUGGGUAUCUGGAGCGUCUACCAACCCACAAACUGUGAGAUAAGACAACCCAGUCAAGCUACCUUUACAAAGGUUCACCAUAUAUUUCUCUCAAGCCAAUCGGAGCAGAUUGGACUUUUUCAGGAGGGGGUCUUAAAGAGACGGGCGCUAAAACAGAGUGUUUCAAACAGAGUGUUUCAAACAGAGGGUGAAUACAGGUAUAUUCAGACAGACUAUGAGAAAAAUGUGUUUUUUGAACAUUCAAGCAUGUGAACAUGUUAAUAGGCAUGGUUAAUUUUCCAAAUAACAUUAAAAUGAGUUUCAAGGAAAAGUCCUGUUCUGAUUUUUAUUGAUAAAAUAGUACCUGUACACAACAGUCAAACAAAUUUUGACUUACAUAGUUAUACAUAUCACAGACAUUUAGAGAGCAAUGCAGACCAGCAUUAUCCACGACAAUGGCAUACAGUACUUCGUAUUAAAAGUUUCAAUGCAAUCCUUCAACUCAAAAUUCACUUUCUUGCACAGUUUAGCUAGCCUCAAGAAGAAAAGAAAUCAAAUGCAUAUAUAGUCAAGGAACUAGCCAGUGAGAAUUAUUUGUUUUUUGAUGUGUGGCUCAUGCAGACAAACUGCACUUUGUGAGUGAUGGUGAACCGCAGAUCGGGCAUGCUGUGGUGAGCAUACAAUGGUCCUUCAUUGUUAGUAGUAAUCUCAAUGGAAUCACAAUGUCUUUUUGCAAGAUGUCGGAUACAAUCAUUUAUUUGAAGCUUAGUCCUAGCAGAGAGGUCACUAUUUAGACAUCUGUAUUUAUUAAUCUAACAUGCAUCUGAGCAAUGCGGGUAAUCUUAAAGGGCUGAUGCCAUAUUAGGAGGGUUACAGGCUAAACAAUGUUAUGUGAUGAUGAUGGUGCCACCACUGUAAUUUGUUUGCCAAGAUACUUUUCUAGAGAGAGGACACAAGAUGUCAUUAAGUGUGUCUCCAUCAGUAACAGUCAGCUCUACUUUUAAGUCUACUGAAAUUAUACACUGCUUUUACUCAUGAGAUGACACUAAAGCCCAAAUCUCUCAAAUACCAGUGAUUGCUGAGGUUGAUAGUUUUUAUGAAUGCAUCAGAGGGGGAAAUUGAAUUCCAACUUAAAGUGCAACUCUUUGCUUUUUUAUCAAAAUUAAGUACAUCAUGGACAGAUGGCCGUAACCGUAAAUCACUGAACCUUUCGUGACUACUGACUGAAGCCUAAAAGAUUAAUAAAUAAAGCAAGUAACAUCAAUCUUGGGCAUUCCCAGACAAGCAAAUACAUCA
Sebastes umbrosus (honeycomb rockfish) is the source of this 1837-nucleotide messenger RNA. RefSeq names its product polymerase (RNA) III (DNA directed) polypeptide K (gene polr3k). The transcript is spliced from 4 exons. The coding region runs from base 152 to 478 and encodes 108 amino acids. Gene Ontology annotation, biological process: termination of RNA polymerase III transcription; DNA-templated transcription. Lineage: Eukaryota; Metazoa; Chordata; Actinopteri; Perciformes; Sebastidae. Gene Ontology annotation, cellular component: RNA polymerase III complex. The record is from RefSeq and is a predicted model, not a curated record. Gene Ontology annotation, molecular function: nucleic acid binding; DNA-directed RNA polymerase activity; zinc ion binding.